AUGCCAUACGAAGGUCAAUUUGCAGCCAUGCAUUCACGACUGCUUGCCAAAACUUUCACUGCCCUUCUUGUUUUAUCGUCUAUCUGUGGAAUUUGUUCUGGGAAGACACCAACUGCAACAUUUAAUGAGGAGAUCCAAAGCACUCCAAUACUGCUAUAUCAGUGCUACCGUAAUGGUACAACUGUAGAACCAAAGGACGCCGUCAACUAUACCGCGCUCUUUGACGGAACUACUCCGAACGAUGCUGCUUCGAAAGGAAACGUCUGGUUUGCCAUGAAUGGUACUGAAGACAAGUACACAGAAUUAGCAUUCACAGCGACGUACGACAGCAAGAGUGAUAUGAUCAGUCUAGUGGCUUCAGGUUCAUCUACCGAUGAGAAGAUUAGACUCGUGGAAAGCCCAUUCCGGGGCAAGGCGUAUUUCGUGAACGAAAUGUAUGACGGCCAACCCGCCAGCAAGAUCUACGACGUGGACAAAACAUGCGUGAACGCUGCGGCAAAUCUGCAGGAAGCGUGUCCCGACGGCUGCGGCAUGCGACUGGUUCGAGAGGUCGGCGCAGUCGAACAGUCGGGAGGAAUAACAGAUGUCAUUACGUCUUCUGCUAGAGAGUUAUUCUGUCGCACUUUUACCUUUCUUUGCUAA
This is a messenger RNA of Ixodes scapularis (black-legged tick), 642 nucleotides long. RefSeq lists its product as uncharacterized. The coding region runs from base 1 to 642 and encodes 213 amino acids. The record is from RefSeq and is a predicted model, not a curated record. NCBI's taxonomy places the organism in Eukaryota, Metazoa, Arthropoda, Arachnida, Ixodida, Ixodidae. The transcript has 6 exons.